AUAAAAUGGGUAAGCUUCAAGUGAUUGAAAAGAAGUUCGAAUUCGGGUUUCGUGUCUUCUACAAUCUCUUCCGUCUGUUCCCACUCAUCUACUCGAACACUUGGCUAACCCUUGUGCUGACUGCUGUCACUAUUGCAGCUUCAGUCGGAAAUGAAAUUGUCAACUACAAAACCGGAGUAAUUCCUGGAAAGUUCUAUGUGGCGUUGAUUGAAAAAGAUGAACCGAAAUUCUGGCAUAUUUUUUGGAUCGCUUCCCUUUGUUAUGUUGGAUUGUGUUUGUUGAUGGCACUCAUGAACUUUUUCUCCUGGUGUCUGUAUAUUCAACAACGGAAAAAUCUAGUACAAUGUCUGCAUAAACUUUAUUACAAAAACAACUUUUAUUAUCAGUUGAAUGGGGUCGACGAUCACGGAAUUGACAACCCAGAUCAAAGAAUCACUCAAGACGCUGAUAAAUUGACAAAACUGUUGGGUACAAGCAUUAUUCCAACAGUUUUGCUGUCUCCAUUCAUUAUUUCAUACUAUGGAGUACGAGUGUGGGAGACUGCCGGAGGAUGGGGAUUUGGAAUGAUUGUCGCCUAUUUCUUGAUCGGCGUGAUUAUCAAUAGAAUUUUAAUCGGCCCAAUUACCCCCUGGGCAGCGAGAGUUGAGAAAGCUGAGGGAGAUUUCAGAUACAAACAUGUUUCCGUGCGCGUGAACGCUGAAGAGUCCGCAUUCUAUAAAUCGGCAGAGUUCGAGCAUGUAUUCUCCGAUCUUUCCUUCGAUGUUCUCUUCAAAAGAUUAUUGAACUUCAUGUGCUGGAGAUUCCCAUCUCAAUUCUUCCAAUCCUUCUUUGAUUACUACGGAGGCUGCAUGUCCUACAUCCUUCAACUUUUCCCACUGUUUGUGUUUCAUAUGUACGAUAAUCUCACUCCUGCUGAACUUUCUGGACAAAUUAGUAAUAACGCAUUCUACUUCAUCUACCUCAUCAAUUGUUUUACAAGACUGACAGAUUUGGCAAUGAAUAUUGCAGAGCUCGGAGGAUAUAUCAUGAGAGUGAGCGAAUUCGUAGACACUGGAAAGCUUCACCAAUCGGGAAUUAAAAACGAAGCUUUCCGUCGUAACUCGGAGCUCCCUGAAAAAGCAUCCGGAGAUGAUAAUCUUAUUGAGACUGAGCACCUGUCGUUUGGUCCACCAACCAAUUCGAAUAUCCGCAUUAUUGAAAAUUUGACAUUCCACUUGCCUCGUAACAAGACAUUGCUUAUCACCGGAGACAGUGGAAUCGGAAAAACGUCGUUGAUGAGAGUGAUUGCCGAUAUGUGGCCUCAUCAAGGCAUCUUGAAAAAACACUUUAAAAAGACAGAUGCCUAUUUCUUACCGCAGAAACCAUAUUUCCCAGUGGGAAGGUUGUCUCUGAAACAGCAACUUGUUUUCCCAGCAGAGGAAAAUGAAGAGAAAUCCGGAAAUGAUGAGGAAAUCGUUCGAAUUCUGCAUGAAUUGAAACUUGGGCACUUGUUGCCAAUUGUGGGAAAUAUUCAUGAUAGCGUUGAUUUUGAAUGGCAAGAAACGCUGUCCCCAGGCGAGCAACAGCGCCUGUGUUUUGCUAGAAUGAUCUUAGCAGAGCCAACAGUCGCGUUCCUCGAUGAGUCGACUUGCAACGUGGAUGAAGGAAUGGAGAACGCAAUGUAUGAAAUGCUCAGAAAGGUUGGUCCCAUUUUUUGGCUGUGAUUUGAAGGCUGGUAAGAGCCACCAAUUUUCAAUAAUGGCUUCUUGCACCGGAAAUUGGUUUUUUUUCUCGGCUCCAAGAAGAAGGCUAGAAGGGAGCCAAUCGCACAAAAUGGAUUUUCGCUAGGGUUGCAUCGUCAUCGAUAAAAAGGGCACUUGAGAGGGAUUCAUUUGGGAUGAUGAGAAUCAAGAAGCAAUUAGAAAUUUUGAAGAAAACAACUGUGCACUAUGUAGUUCUCUAAAUUUUAAAUAAAAAUAUUGGAAAUCUCAAGAUAAAGGAUUUUUGUUAAUUUCCAAUCUCCGUAAAUUUUUAAAAAUUUAGUUUUUCUUUAACGUUUUGGUUUUUUGCUUUAAUUGGUAGAAAACAGGUCGUGAUCACCACACCACAUAAAAACUUACGAUGAUUAUUUUUUAAUUAGUUUUUCAAAAAUUGGAUCUACCCUAAAAAUUCCAAAUUUUCAGCAUUCAAUCACCUACAUCUCCGUUGGCCACCGCAAAUCUCUCCGAAGCCAUCACGAUUUUGAGCUUCGAAUUCCAUCUUCAUCGUCUUUCCUUUUUCAUGAAAUUCACAAUCAAAAGUUUUAAUAUUUGCCGUUAAUUUUGUUUUCAUUGUUGUUCUACUUUACUUCAUCCAUAAAAAUCUGAAGAAAA
This is a messenger RNA of Caenorhabditis elegans, 2351 nucleotides long. RefSeq names its product ABC transmembrane type-1 domain-containing protein (gene pmp-5). Bases 6 to 1703 code for a protein of 565 amino acids. Lineage: Eukaryota; Metazoa; Nematoda; Chromadorea; Rhabditida; Rhabditidae. Gene Ontology annotation, biological process: transmembrane transport. The record is from RefSeq and is marked reviewed. Gene Ontology annotation, cellular component: membrane. The transcript is spliced from 12 exons. Gene Ontology annotation, molecular function: ATP binding; ATP hydrolysis activity; nucleotide binding.